Messenger RNA from Cylicostephanus goldi, 403 nucleotides. Lineage: Eukaryota; Metazoa; Nematoda; Chromadorea; Rhabditida; Strongylidae. The record is from the annotation of a GenBank genome assembly.
CGGUGAAAGCAAAUGUAACUCUUGCGUGGAUGUUUGAUUCAAUGAUUUCAUAUAGGUAGCUGUCUGCCAUCAUACUCAUGGACAUAAUGCUUGUAUAGUUUUGAACAAAAAUUACAAAGUAUUUAUUCGCUUUGCACUUCUGAAUAACGCUCAGCGAAAUGAAGGGGCAAAAUACGGAUCAUUAUCAUUCUUGUUGUCAGCCCAGGGAUCACAGAAUCCUGGAGGUGGUUUUCCAGGGGCUGGUGGUGGUGGUGGUGGUGGUGGUGGUGGUGGUGGCACGAAUCCACCUGGUGGCGGUGGAGGGCCACCAGGGGCAUUUGCAGACGGACGAUAUAAAUUCGGAUCCGCUUUUGGUACCUCCCAUGGCUUUGCUGGAUUUGCAAAAUAUUCGUUUUUGUCGUAG